Molecule: messenger RNA, 1132 nt
Organism: Argentina anserina (silverweed cinquefoil)
Lineage: Eukaryota; Viridiplantae; Streptophyta; Magnoliopsida; Rosales; Rosaceae
Product: protein trichome birefringence-like 43
Exons: 1
Coding region: 80-1132 (350 amino acids)
Cellular component (GO): Golgi apparatus
Molecular function (GO): O-acetyltransferase activity
Source: RefSeq, a predicted model, not a curated record
ACCACCAUUCAUAUAUUCAGAAACAGAUUAAGCCGGACAUUGAUUGUUCUACUCUGCCUGCUUGGAGCUAGAUUUUAUCAUGAAUACAGUACUUGUCUUGCUUUUUGUUCUUUCGGCGUACCAACUGCGUAAGACCGCCGCUUGCGAUGUUUCGAAUGGGAGCUGGGUUUAUGACGACUCAUAUCCUCUCUAUAACGCCUCCAGCUGCCCCUUCAUAUUGGAAGCCUUUGAUUGUGUAGGCAAUGGCCGCCCGGACAAAGACUAUCUCAAGUACAGAUGGCAACCCUCUGACUGCAACUUACCGACAUUCAACGGCACUGAUCUUAUAAUGAGGUACAAAGGGAAGAGCAUCAUGUUUGUUGGAGACUCGCUGAGUUCGAAUCAAUGGCAGUCACUAGCUUGCAUGGUGUACACAUCUACUAGUCCACGGCCCAACUAUACUUUGUUCAGGCAAGGGGAGCUCUCUACAUUCGCGUUUCCGGAGCACAAUGUCCGGCUUUUGUUCUCCCGGAAUCCGCUUAUUGUGGACGUUAUUGGCACCAAGGCGGGGCGAGUCCUCAAACUUGACUCCAUCUCGCUCGAAAAUCAGAAGCUGUGGAGUGUAACCGACGUAGUUAUCUUCGACACAUGGCAUUGGUGGCUUCACGUCGGGAGGAAGCAGCCGUGGGAUGUAAUUCAGGUCGGGAACCAAACCUACGAGGACAUGGAUAGGUUGGUGGCAUAUGAGAAGGCCUUGAACACUUGGGCAACCUGGGUGGACUCGAACGUUGACCCUGCAAAAACCAAGGUUUUUUUCCAAGGCGUCUCCCCCGAUCACGACAAUGCAUCAGACUGGACGCUAAACCCUGAUUCUCAAGCGAUGAACUGCACUGCAGAAACUGAACCACUCCAAGCAAGUUCCCAAUACCCCAGGGCACAUCAAGCGGAGCAAGUAGCGGAGAAAGUACUACGUAGCAUGUCGAAGCCGGCCAGUUUACUAAAUGUCACAACUCUUUCACAGCUAAGAAAAGAUGGGCAUCCCUCUGUGUAUGGCCUUGGUGGGAAGAGAGGCUUAGACUGCACGCAUUGGUGCUUAUCUGGAGUUCCUGAUACUUGGAAUGUGCUUCUCUAUGCAGCUCUUACUGAAAGUUAA